CCUGACGUCUGUUGAGAGUCUCUAAUGAUCACAGUUCGAUUCUCGUGCAGAGGAACCUGUUGGAAACGUGAAUGAGUCUCCGGUUUCCCAGCUGACCGUGAAGGCAGCACGGGGCGUCCUGCUCGCUGAUUGGCUGCGGUUGCCAAGGAGCGUUACUAUGGUAAUGCGUGUCUUGAGGAUCAAUCACAGUCUGAGACUCGAGCCGCCGCGAUGCUAACAGCUAGCAUGCUAACAUGCUAACAGGCUAACAGGCUAACCGGGAGAUUUAUCGGUUAAAACGCGAAGAAGAAACAACGGAAACGGAAGAAAAAGUUCUUGAGUGAGUGAAGAGCAGCCGCACUGCCUGAUGGGAAACAGAACAGACGUUUCUUCACUUCUCAAACAGUUCGGCUGCAGCUGCUAAAUGUUAGCGGCUAACGUGUUAGCAGUGCGUAAAGUUUGAGGAAGUGAGACCUGUUCAGGAUGAGUGAGGACCCCGAGCUGCAGGGGGCGGCAGAGUUCAUCAGAGAGCGUCUGUACUUCGCCACGUUACGCAGUAAACCCAAGAGCACGGCCAACACACACUACUUCUGCACCGACGAGGAGUUCGUCUACGAGAAUUUCUAUGCAGACUUCGGGCCUCUCAACUUGUCCAUGUUGUUCAGAUUCUGCUGCAAACUCAACAAGAAGCUGAAGUCCUUCACUCUGACCAGGAAACGAAUCGUUCACUACACCAGCUUCAACCAGAGGAAGAGAUCGAACGCUGCUGUUCUGAUUGGAGGAUACGCUAUGAUUUACCUGAAGAAGACUCCAGAAGAAGCGUACCGAGCUCUGGUCUCGGGAUCGAACGCCUCCUACCUGCCCUUCAGAGAUGCGUCCAUUGGAAACUGCAGCUACAGUCUCACUCUACUCGACUGUCUUCAGGGCAUCAGGAAGGCUCUGCAGCACGGCUUCUUUGACUUCGAGACGUUCGAUGUGGACGAGUAUGAACAUUACGAGCGGGUGGAGAACGGAGACCUGAACUGGAUCGUCCCGGGGAAGUUUGUGGCGUUCAGCGGACCUCAUCCGAAAACUAAAGUGGAGAACGGUUACCCUCUCCACGCCCCGGAGGCGUACUUCCCCUACUUCAGGAAACACAACGUCUCCACCAUCGUGCGUCUCAACAAGAAGAUCUACGACUCCAAACGUUUCAGCAACGCCGGGUUCGACCACCACGACCUCUUCUUCAUGGACGGCAGCACGCCGAGCGACACCAUCACACGCCGCUUCCUGCACAUCUGUGAGGGCACAGACGGAGCCGUGGCCGUCCAUUGCAAAGCUGGUCUGGGCAGGACAGGCACUCUGAUUGGCUGUUACCUGAUGAAACAUUAUCGCUUCACGGCGGGCGAGGCCAUAGCCUGGAUCCGGAUCUGCAGACCGGGCUCUGUGAUUGGACCUCAGCAGAACUUCCUGGAAGACAAGCAGGCCGCGCUGUGGUUGCUCGGCGACAGUGAACGCGCCCAGAAGAUCAAGCUGGAGGGGGGGGGGGGGUCUCACCUCAUCACCAGCAUGGACGACCUCAACUUAAACUCCGCCCCAAACAGCAACACGAGCAGAUCAUCGACCUCUGACCUUCUACACAAGGGGGAGCUAACAGACGGUGGGCUCGCUCUGACUCAGGGAGACAAACUAAGAGCAUUAAAGAGUCGACGCCCCCCCCGCCCCGCCACAACCGGACCUCUGAGGACGGACGACAUGAAGAUUCACAGCAGGUCAGCGUCUCCGCCGCUCAGGUUAUCGAUGGGAGCCCCCCCCCCCUCCCCCCUAAAGUCCUUCAGGUUCCCAUCAUCCUCUUCUUCAGCUGCAGCCAAGAGGAUCGGGAGGAGUCCGUCAUCAACGGCCUCCAAUAUUAGGAGCUCAGCCCUUGGCUCUCGAUUGGCCAGCUCUCUGACUGACCUUUAUGUGGAGGAGGAAACAACAAAUCAUUAUUCUUCACCUCCUCCCUCCUCCUCAUCUUUGCCCCUAAGCCCCUCCUCCUCCUCCCUGGUCCCGUCUUCUCUUUGUCGCUAUGGUAACGGCCCUCGCGGUUUCCAGCACGAAGUAAACAACAACAACAGCCGUUCGUUCAGCGGCACAGCGCCCCCUGCAGGGAAGAGCCUGGUCCGAGGCCCUGGGGCCUACAGUGCUAUGAAGGGCCCCCCAGGACGCUACCUGAGCCGCUCCAUACCUUCUCUUCAGUCUGACUUCAUCCAGUACUAAAACUACAGAUCUGAGGACACAUGGGACACAUUACCCACAAUUCCCCCUGAAGACCCUGAGAAGGUAGCGACGGACGCAGCGACUGAAGACAACGAACAGCUGCUCUGUCUACACUGAAUGUAAAUGAGAUGAUGUCAUCGACUCGUGUCGAUACAGAGACAGAUUUUAUAUAAAUGUAUUUUUAUUUUAACAAAGAACGUUUAGAGUUUCGAUCAGCUGACGCUCUGUCGUCAUGGUUACAGUAUUAACUUUGUGUGAAGGAUCCGAUCAUUUUAUUAUCGACAGCAACAAUAAAGAAGGAAGAAGAAGAAGAAAACAGAACAUUAGCAACAAACUCAGGGCAUUAAUGUGUUUUUAUAAACCAGCAAUGAUGUGUUCACUGACCAGUGGAACGUGUGUUAACACGGUGUGAUGUCAACACGUGUGUUGAGCGUGUUGGUGUGUAUGGUGACGUGCUCAUUAGGGCCUCAUGAUACAUCAAAAAUGUAUAGCAACGAUAUCGACAUGCGAUAUACAUAAAAGUAUUCACGCUCUUCAUGUGAAUAAAUUUGGCCAAUUAGAGGAGCCCAGCUGCAAUAGAUAAUAAAUAGAUUAAAUUAAUUAACGAUAAAUAUUCAGAUGUCGUUAACUUAUUUACUCACUGUUUUGGGUCUUUAGCAGCGAAGCCAGAGCAGAAAGACAUUUGUUUAUUAUCACAAGUCUUACAGUCAUUCAGUAUUCAACAACGUUAUCGCAUGUUCUCCUACUAUUGUGCAGCCCUAGUGUGCAGUCUGCCUGUUUUUGUGUAUGUUGACAUGUCCGUGUUGACGUGUGUUGGUGUAUUGUGUGUGUGUUUUGCAUUGGGACACGUGUCCUCAGAGAAUCCAACAUGUUUAUCAGACAGAUGUUAGCUCAGGAAGAACUUCGUUUCUGGAUAGACACUAAAUACCUUUCAGCUGAUUGGCUGUCUGGAGAUCAGCUGUUCAAUUGAUCAGAGAAUAUUUCUAAUGUCCAAUACUCUACCUCUUACACUUUCAUAAUAAAAGCCCUAAGGAGUAAGUAAAACAGCAAAAAAACACAACGACGCUCAACCACUGGUUAAUUCUCCCCAGUCACAUGAUAAUGGUGAUAAUUAUCACUAUCAUCAUUAACAACAAUAAAUCUGAGAGAAGUGAACGAUUCACUGCAUAAAAAAACAAAGUGCCUUUAUCUGUAGUUUGCAGAGGGCUUUUAUUUUGAAGUGAUUUUAAUAAUUGUUGCUUCAGUCUGAUUCUUUAAAAAAAAAAAAUGCAAACUUUAUUUAAACAUUGAAGGGAUGAGUUACAAAAUACAUGUGUAGCCUUUUUUCUUAAUUCACUUUAUUUCUGAGAAGAUUAAUAAAAUCUGUUUCUUCUGA
Pleuronectes platessa (European plaice) is the source of this 3592-nucleotide messenger RNA. RefSeq names its product cell division cycle 14Ab (gene cdc14ab). The record is from RefSeq and is a predicted model, not a curated record. NCBI's taxonomy places the organism in Eukaryota, Metazoa, Chordata, Actinopteri, Pleuronectiformes, Pleuronectidae. Gene Ontology annotation, cellular component: nucleolus; centrosome; mitotic spindle. Gene Ontology annotation, biological process: regulation of exit from mitosis; microtubule cytoskeleton organization; positive regulation of cytokinesis. Gene Ontology annotation, molecular function: protein serine/threonine phosphatase activity; protein tyrosine/serine/threonine phosphatase activity.